AUGGACGUUCAAGCUCGAGUCGAGGCCGUCGUAGUGCUCCACAUUGAGCACUACUAUCAAGAUCUUCUAUUAAAUUUCUCAGCCAUUCAGGACUUAAACGACGCAGCAAGAAUCAUUAACGGCUUUCUACUGUGUGACGACAAAUUUGGCGUUAACACUGGCUGCAGUGCUGUGGUCACACUCAAAGUUUCCCAUGCCCAUUUUCCACGUGUCGAGAAUUGGGUAGUUUCAUACCGAAAGGAAAAAUGGAAAACAAGAGUAUAUCGCUUUGUUUUUCUAAAAGGGAUAAACCUUUUUGGGAACAUCUGGUUUUGGUUAUAUUUGGUGUUACCUCUUGCUGUACAAGUUCGUCGAACCCUGUUUAUUAAUCCGCCCGCUUGGGGCCACGGGCGGAUUCGAUCUACAUCACUAUUUGCUCAGCCUUUUCAUUUGAAAGACUUCUUAGGUUAG
Molecule: messenger RNA, 450 nt
Organism: Plasmopara halstedii
Lineage: Eukaryota; Oomycota; Peronosporomycetes; Peronosporales; Peronosporaceae
Exons: 3
Coding region: 1-450 (149 amino acids)
Source: RefSeq, a predicted model, not a curated record